AUGGGAGAUUAUGAUGACGUUACUGCCUUCCUGGGUCAGAAAGGACCUUAUUUCUAUAGGACUUUCUUUCUUCUGAAUACAAUUUUCAUCUCCACUGGAUUCUUUGGGCUGUUCAUUGUAUUUGUUGGAGCAACUCCCCCACACCACUGCUUUAUCCCGGACUCGGGCAACCUGAGCGAGGCAUGGAGGAAGGCCAUCAUUCCCAUAAAGGUGGUGAACGGACAGGAGGAGGAGAGCAAGUGCAGCAGAUACAGGCUGGAUGUGGUCAGAAACCUGUCUGCUCUGGGCUACAUCCCCGGCCUGGACGUCAACCUCACUGGGGUGGAGCAGGAGGGCUGUGUGGAUGGAUGGAGCUACAGCAAAGAUAUAUACCAGUCCACCAUAGUCACUGAGUGGGACCUCGUAUGUGACAAUGAGUGGAAAACUCCUUUUGCCUCGUCGACUCUUUUUGUGGGUUUCCUGAUUGGAUCCCUGUUGUCUGGCCAGUUUUCUGACAGGUUUGGGAGGAAGAAAGUUAUUUUUGGCUCUCUUGUUGCCCAGUUGGUCUCUGUGCUCAUUCAGGCCUUCUCUCCCUCAUGGGAGGUUUUCUGCAUUAUGUUCACGUUUGUUGGGGCCUCUCAGAUAUCCCUCUAUAUCAGUGCAUUUGUACUGGGAACAGAGGUGUUGAGUAAGUCCAUGCGUGAAGUUUUCACUACUCUGGGGGCUUUUCUGCACUACUGUAUCGGCUAUAUGGCACUGCCCUGGAUCGCUUACGCAAUGAGGGAAUGGAGAACACUUCUCAUAAUCCUGUCCAGUGUGUCCGUAGUGUAUAUCCCAUUGUGGUGGUUCAUCCCAGAGUCUCCACGAUGGCUAUACUCUCAGGGAAGAGUAGAGGAGGCUGAGGCCAUACUGAGAGACGCUGCCAAGAGAAACAGAGUCACAGCACCAGAGGUCAUCUUUAAAGACACUGAGUUGGACGUGGAAUCGGCCCUGAAAAACAAAUAUAGCAUGAUUGACGUUCUGAGAACCAGCAACAUCAGAUGUGUUACAUUGAUGUGUUUGUUUUUAUGGAUGGCAGUAAACAUUGGAUAUUAUGGACUCUCUCUAAACACAUCCAAUCUGAGUGGAGAUCCUUAUCUAAAUUGUUUCUUAUCAGCUCUUACUGAAGUCCCAGCAUAUGUAGUAUCUACAGUGCUCCUCAGGAACUGUCAGAGAAGACCCUUACUGUCCGCUUUCCUCUUAAUAGGAGGAGUAAUGCUUUUCCUGAUCCAACUCAUCCCUGAGAAUCUGCAAGGUGUUGCUAUAGCUGUGGAGAUGGUUGGGAAGUUUGCCUUCACAAUGUCGUUCACCGUGGUCUACAUCUACACCGCAGAGAUCUACCCUACUGUUGUCAGGAGUGCUGGCGUCGGGAUCUGUUCUUCAGCUGCUCGGAUCGGGACGAUUGCAGCCCCAUAUGUCAUCUACCUAGGGAGCAUUAACAAGUACCUCCCCUACAUUAUAAUGGGAAGUAUGACUGUCACUUCGUCCGCUGUGAACCUCUUCCUGCCAGAGACAUUCCGCAAAAAGCUACCAGAGACAGUAGAGCAUAUGCAGCAAUGCAAAGGGUAUGCCCUACUCUGA
Salvelinus namaycush (lake trout) is the source of this 1599-nucleotide messenger RNA. RefSeq names its product solute carrier family 22 member 5-like. Gene Ontology annotation, biological process: transmembrane transport. Gene Ontology annotation, cellular component: membrane. The transcript has 9 exons. The coding region runs from base 1 to 1599 and encodes 532 amino acids. Gene Ontology annotation, molecular function: transmembrane transporter activity. The record is from RefSeq and is a predicted model, not a curated record. Lineage: Eukaryota; Metazoa; Chordata; Actinopteri; Salmoniformes; Salmonidae.